Molecule: messenger RNA, 1277 nt
Organism: Sorghum bicolor (sorghum)
Lineage: Eukaryota; Viridiplantae; Streptophyta; Magnoliopsida; Poales; Poaceae
Product: metacaspase-9
Exons: 2
Coding region: 132-1088 (318 amino acids)
Biological process (GO): proteolysis
Molecular function (GO): cysteine-type endopeptidase activity
Source: RefSeq, a predicted model, not a curated record
AUAACUGAACACUGGUGAUCACCAAGCCUAUUUAUAGUAGAGGCCGCAGAGAUCGAUGUCUCUGUCUCACUGAAGCACACAUCAGAGGUACGGGUAGAGCUAGAGCUAGAAGAAGUAGAACGAAGACAGCAAUGGAGGUGGGGAAGAAGAAGAAGAUGCUGGCCACCCUGGUGGGGUGCAACUACGCCGGCACGGAGAACGAGCUGCGGGGCUGCAUCAACGACGUCCACGCCAUCCGCGCCGUCCUCCUCGACCGCUUCGGCUUCGCGCCGGGCGAUGUCACCGUGCUCACCGACGAGCCCGGCGCCGCCGGUGGCGUGCUCCCGACCGGCGCCGGCGUCAGGCGAGCGCUGGCCGACAUGGUGGCCCGCGCGGCGCCCGGGGACGUGCUCUUCUUCCACUUCAGCGGGCACGGCACGCUCGUCCCGCCCGUAGUCAGCGCCGCCGGCUAUGGCGGCCGCGACGACGACGACGAGGCCAUCGUGCCCUGCGACUUCAACCUCAUCACAGACGUGGACUUCCGGGAGCUGGUGGACCGCGUGCCGCGGGGCGCCACCUUCACCAUGGUGUCCGACUCGUGCCACAGCGGCGGCCUCAUCGACCAGGAGAAGGAGCAGAUCGGCCCCGACGCCGACGCCGCUGACCGCGACCUCCACGCCGUCGGCCGGUUCCUCCCGUACGCCGCGGUGCUCGGCCACCUGUCGGGCGCGUCAGGCCUGGGCGCGUCGCACCACGUCGCCGACCACCUCGUGGCGCUAUUCGGCGCCGACGCCAGCGCCAAGUUCCACUUCCACCGCCACGGCAACAGCAGCGCCGACGACGCCGACGCCGACGCCGGGAUCCUGCUGAGCGGGUGCCAGAAGGACGAGCUGUCGGCGGACGUGCCGGCGGGCGGCGGCAAGGCGGCGUGCGGGGCGUUCACCGCCGCGCUGCAGGCCGUGCUGGCGGCGCACCCGGCGCCGAUGAGCAACCGGGAGGUGGUGCGCCGCGCCAGGGAGGUGCUCGGCGAGCAGGGGUUCCAGCAGCACCCCUGCCUCUACUGCAGCGACGCCAACGCCGACGUGCCAUUCCUGGGCCAGCGGAACUGAGCAAGGAGACGGCCACCGUGCCCACGCUCUCAUGAGUCAUGAUUGAUUACUACUAUUGUUAUUCCUAGGCCAUUUGUGCGUGCGCUUAUUAUUAUUUAUUAGUAAAUAACUACCUGUGUGCAUUGCAUACAGAGAAAAAAAAUACGAGGCAGCAUGCAUCAUGGUCAUGCCAGUACAGAUUCCCCAUUA